AUGGAAGCUUCAUCGCCUGUGGCGGCUCUGCACCGCCCAAUGCCUGCUCCUGCAUGGGGAGGCAGAGACAUCUUCCGUUCUCACUACAAGAACAAAUCUGCUUCGGGCUCUCUGAGCCUUCGCGAGCAGCUGCAUAAGGGCACGGGAGACCUCUUCGACAUCAAGGGCGUCCGGGGAUCGUCUCCUGCUGCGAGCCUGGCGGCUGAUUUGUCCCAGAACUUGGAGAUUGAUCAUGAGGCCAGUCCCAAGCUCCUGACGCCACGACGAGCACUCUUCACGGCAAAGGUUGUCGACGGCGUGAGCAGCACAGACUUUGUGGCUACUACUCCUCAGGUAGCAUCCUCGCCCAUCCCGGCUCCCGAUCACAUCGAAUCGUCCCCUCUCCCCCACAAGGUGAAGUUCAGCAACAUCGUGGAGAUUGCGUCGCCCACGCCAGCUUCUUUAGUGUUCAACGAUGCCACCAUGCUUGACUCUCCGGCCCCGAUUUCUCGCCAGUCCUCUCCGGAGUCGGUGAGGCGCGUACGCCAGGCGAUAGCAGCCCCGAGGCGGAUGACUUCUGGCCGGUUGAAGGCACUUUCCGGCAGUGGUCUUUCUAGCCCUCAAACCUCAUCACUUCAGUUUGGAGCCGAUACCUCGACCCUUUCGCUCGAUGAGUGCUUCGAGUCCGCUUCUCCCGAACAAGACCGCAGCAGCAGCAGCAGCAGCAGGCCAUCAUUGUCCAACAGCCCAUGCCCAUCUAUUCCCAUUGGUCUCCGUGCGAGGUCUCAAUUCGCAAGUGUCGUCGCAGGGAACAGUCGCCAUGGCUCGCCGGGUGGCCUUCAUACUAGGAGACAGUCGAACCCGUUUUUGAGAACCCGAAAGCAAUUCCGUCGCUCUCUGAGCAUGUUUGAAAGCCCUUCGGACGUCAUGAAGCCGAAGCCCGAGGGAGCGCUUGCCGCUUCGCCCGUCCUCAAGUCCUCCGUGGCUGAUAUUGAAGAGGCCCACGAGCCCAUCAUCCCUCAUUUCCUCGCAGAUGAUCCCACGGAUACCAUCCCUCGAAUCACCAAGGAGACGAUGCUGGCCAUCUUGGACGGCAAGUACAGCGACAAGUUUGCUCAACGCAUGGUCAUCGACUGUCGAUUCGAGUACGAGUAUGAAGGCGGCCACAUCGAUAGCGCUGUCAAUCACAACAACAAGGAGCUGUUGGCUAACCAGCUUUUCGAAACCCCGAUGGACGGCUUGACUCUACUAAUCUUCCACUGCGAAUACUCGGCCCACAGAGCCCCCCUCAUGGCGCGUCACAUUCGCUCUCACGACCGCACCAUCAACGCAGAGCACUACCCUCGCCUGACCUAUCCAGAGAUUUAUAUUCUGGACGGGGGCUACAGCGGCUUCUUCGCCGAGCAUCGUUCGAGAUGCUUCCCCCCCGAGUACGUUGAGAUGUCAGAUGAGAAGCAUCAGAGGACCUGUGAGAGAGAGAUGGGCCGCCUGAAGGCCCGGAAGCCCUUUGGUCGCGCGCAGACCUUUGCUUUUGGUCAGCGUAGCACGAGCCUUCACGAUUCUCCCACGGGACCAUCUCGUCCUCACUCGCGGAACCGCAAUGCUUCUCCCCCUGCUGAUUCCACCACCGACUCGCCCAGUUGCGGUGACCGGGCACAGAGUCGCCGCAUGGCGUCCUACUAG
Messenger RNA from Trichoderma reesei QM6a, 1662 nucleotides. RefSeq lists its product as uncharacterized. The transcript has 4 exons. Gene Ontology annotation, molecular function: protein tyrosine phosphatase activity. Bases 1 to 1662 code for a protein of 553 amino acids. NCBI's taxonomy places the organism in Eukaryota, Fungi, Ascomycota, Sordariomycetes, Hypocreales, Hypocreaceae. Gene Ontology annotation, cellular component: cytoplasm; nucleus. Gene Ontology annotation, biological process: protein dephosphorylation; positive regulation of G2/MI transition of meiotic cell cycle; G2/M transition of mitotic cell cycle. The record is from RefSeq and is a predicted model, not a curated record.